Ostrea edulis (European flat oyster) is the source of this 2370-nucleotide messenger RNA. RefSeq names its product E3 ubiquitin-protein ligase TRIM71-like. Bases 139 to 1806 code for a protein of 555 amino acids. Gene Ontology annotation, molecular function: protein binding; zinc ion binding. Lineage: Eukaryota; Metazoa; Mollusca; Bivalvia; Ostreida; Ostreidae. The transcript is spliced from 2 exons. The record is from RefSeq and is a predicted model, not a curated record.
UGAUAACACCUAGAUAGUGUAUACAGGCUGAAAUACGCCGCACAGGUAUUUAAUGCUCAGGACUAGAGGGAAGGUCGAAAGAACAGGGAGGCCUUGUUGGAUUUUAAGUAAACUUCUCGUGUGAUCCUGGCGUCAGAAAUGCAUCCCCGGCGCAGUGCUCAGGAAGUCCUACUGUGUGACCUCUGUGAAACUGUCCCCCUACAGAGUCACUGUGAACUUUGUAAUAUAAAUCUAUGUGUUAACUGUGCAGGAAAGCAUGUCUCAGAUUCGUCUAAAAGACACAAUGUCGUGCCCUUUUUACACAGAAAGUCUACUCCUAACUACCCAAAAUGUCCAAAACACGCCGACAAACACUGUGAAAUGUACUGUGAAAAAUGCGACAUUCCUGUCUGUAUUACCUGCGUCACUUCAGGUAAACACAAAGGUCACGAUAUAUCAAAUAUUCUGGAAAAACUCGGAUCUAAAACAGAAAGUUUACAAAAAGAUUUAGAGGAACUAGAGAGCAGAAUUUAUCCUCGAUAUGAAGAAAUGGCCUCCGAUGUCCAAACUGAAAAAGCGGUAUUAGAAUCCAAAUACGGGAAACUCACGACAGAUGCCGAUGAACAAGGAGAAGCCUUACACCGGGAGGUCACCGCCAUUGUCAACCAGCGGAAAUCCGCUAUUUCGGAGAUGAAAACUAAACAUCUGGACGCGCUAAAUAAAAAUACAGAAGAAAUCACACAGAAAAUGACUGAACUCAAACAGAUCAUGUCCGACUUGAAAUCAAUCCUAAAAUCAAAUGACGUCUCCUUAACCUCUACUUACAAAUCUAGGAAUUCCGAAUUUAAAACAUUACCUCCUAAAGUCCGAGUUACAGUACCCAGUUUUUCUGCUCAGAAAAUACACAAAGAUCAGCUCAAUAAAAUGGUUGGUUCUCUGUCGCCAUUAUCCAUUAACAUAGAACAAGGCUACACAAUGAAGUCAGCAGAAGCUGUAUCGUCUCCUCCAGUCAAACCACUGCUUGAUGAGCCGCGCGUCACCGCCACCAUAGACACUGGGUAUAACACUGAGUAUAGAGGACUAUACAGUGUUAGCUGUCUGAGUGAAGAUCAAGUCUGGACAGGCGGGCAGAACGAAACCAUGAAGCUGCUCAACCUCCAGAGUAAACUACUGACAUCAAUACAAACCAAGUCAAGGAACGAACCACACGACAUAGCAGUGACACGGGACGGAGAUCUUGUUUAUACUGAUAGUAACAAUAUAAACCUAAUUAAGAAUAAAAAGAUACAGACCGUGAUCACACUACAGGGGUGGGUACCUCACAAUGUCUGCUGUACCGCGGCUAACGAUCUCCUGGUUACCAUGAACAGUGAUGAUAGAAAACAAUCCAAAGUCGUGCGUUACUCCGGCUCCACAGAGAAACAAAGCAUUCAGUUUGAUGAUCAGGGUCGUCCUCUCUACUCAUCUGGUGGUUAUAAUAAAUACCUCAGUGAGAACAAGAACCUGGAUAUCUGUGUGGCUGACUGGAAAGUUAAUGCAGUAGUGGUGGUCAAUCAGUCAGGAAAACUCCGAUUUAGAUACACUGGUCAUCCCUCUAAUACCAAGCAAUCAUUUAUGCCACUCGGCAUCACUACAGACAGCCAGAGUCACAUCCUGACAGCAGACUGUGGCAAUCACCGUAUCCACAUCCUAGAUCAGGACGGACAGUUCCUCCGUUACAUUCACUGUCAUUUAAAGUCUCCAUACGGUUUAUGUGUGGACAUCAGAGACAACCUCUUUGUGGCUGAGUGUUUCACUGCUAAAGUGAAGAAAAUCCAAUAUCUAUAAACACAGUGUUAAUUACACAUCUCUACAGUGUUAAUUACAUCUACCAACACAGUGUUAAUUACACCUACCAACACAGUGUUAAUUACAUCUACCAACACAGUGUUAAUUACACCUACCAACACAGUGUUAAUUACAUCUACCAACACAGUGUUAAUUACAUCUACCAACACAGUGUUAAUUACAUCUACCAACACAGUGUUAAUUACAUCUACCAACACAGUGUUAAUUACAUCUACCAAUACAGUGUUAAUUACAUCUACCAACACAGUGUUAAUUACAUCUACCAAUACAGUGUUAAUUACACCUACCAACACAGUGUUAAUUACACAGCUCUACAGUGUUGUUAAUUACAUCCCCGUGUUAAUUACAGCCCUGUGUUAAUUACAGUUCUGUGUUAAUUACAGCCCAAUGUACAUUACAGUCCUGUGUACAUUACAGUCCUCUGUUUGUGAUGUGUAACAUGUACUUGUGUUUGUGAGUUUAACAGAACAUUAUUUUGUUUGUGAAUUCAUUCAAUAUGUGUUUGAUUUUACAAUGUAUAUAUUAGAUAAACAUGAUACAGAG